AUGUAUAUGGUGCUGGAGGGAAUUAUUCUGGACCGACUCAUUAAACGCCGCGAAAAAACAACGCGCGACGAGCAAGCUGGCUUUUGUCCUAGCCGAUCAACUAUUGACCAGAUGCUCAUCGUCAGGAGAAUGAUCGCAAUUUUGCAGCGGUAUUCGAAGCCAAUGCAAUUAACGCUUCUGGACUUUGAAGCCGCUUUCGACUCUCCUCAUCGGGGCCGUAUUCUCAACGCGCUCGGCGCCGAUAGAGUACCAGGAAAGUUCGCUCACUUCCUUGAUGACAUGAAUCAACGAACAACUGCUGCGGUUCGAACACCAGCUGGAUGUACAACACCGCUUGAGGUGAUCACUAUAGUAAGACAAGGGGCAGCGGCAGGACCCUUUUUGUUAAAUUUCGCCAUCGACGACAAUAUGCGAAGAACAGUAGAUAAGUGUCCUGCCGAUAUCAUUCUAGCACCAUCAGGACGCCACUUGACCGAUCACGAGUACGCUGACGAUGUUGUUAUAUUCGCGGAAAGCAGUACGAAACUUCAGCAUGUUGUCAACCUUGUAUCGAAGCUGGCUGCAGCCUAUGGACUACGUCUACUUCCUGGUAAAUGCAAGCAGAUGUGGAUCUCUUCGAGACCUCGAACGGAAAUUACGGUAGACGUACAACCAAUUGAACUCGUCGGUGAGUUCCGUUACCUAGACAGUCAGAUAGUGUGCUGA
Messenger RNA from Necator americanus (New World hookworm), 705 nucleotides. RefSeq lists its product as uncharacterized. The record is from RefSeq and is a predicted model, not a curated record. Lineage: Eukaryota; Metazoa; Nematoda; Chromadorea; Rhabditida; Ancylostomatidae. Bases 1 to 705 code for a protein of 234 amino acids. The transcript has a single exon.